Molecule: messenger RNA, 696 nt
Organism: Protopolystoma xenopodis
Lineage: Eukaryota; Metazoa; Platyhelminthes; Monogenea; Polystomatidea; Polystomatidae
Source: the annotation of a GenBank genome assembly
GGCACUCGUGGCAGUCGAGACCAUUCGCUGCACCACCAAAAACCGGAUUCAGGUCCUGUUGGGGGUGCUGAUGAGACGAAUCUGGGCCAGAUUACAACUGUACUCCACUCGGGACUAGAUGAGAAUACCUUUUCAUCAGACAGUCGACUUGGUACAUUCUCAAAAGUUUCGCCGGCAUCAUCCGUCAGUGCUGCCAUUCUCUGCAACAAGCGACUCUUUGACGAGUUUGCAGCUCACUCGCUGAUGAUGCCGACUACGCUGCCGGCGAGACGUUUGGGAAUGUACCAAAUCCACUGUCUGAUGCUGGGAAUCAGGACAACUACUAUGGCAGACGACUUCGGACCAGCCUUAAAACGUACUCUCUCUCUCUCUCUCUCUGAAUAUGGCUCCUGUCGACAGAGGCAUGCAAGAGUUGGCAUCUGCUGCACUGCGCCCACUCUCCUCCCUCCACAUGUGGCGGUUCCUUCCGGUACAGCAGCAAUUCUGAUUGGCUCUGGCUGCACCCCCUCCCCCUCGGUUGCACUUGACCUGUACGUCGUUGAUUGUCCGGCCGCUGUCUGGUGCAGAACGGCUCUAACCGGCGUCCGGCAAUCACGGCAGUUCUGCUCGCCUGCAAAUGAUACAGUUCUCAGUCCGGCCAUCGCAAGUAUUCCAGCUCAACUUGCCCCGAUUGAAGUACAUUCGAAACAGGCUUAG